AUGACGAAGGAAGAGCAGCACGAGUGGUACAGGAGUGAAAAGAAGUCCCACCGCCAGGACGGUGGUGGUGGCGGUGUGUCUAAGAAGAGAACAUUUGCCACCGCCGUCGGGGUUGUCGAAGACACUCGGCGGGCUUCCAUGAGAAACAGCGAGCAGGAUAGGUGGUGGCUUGAGAAAGACUGGGUCGCCAGAGAGAUGACCUUGGGCCUCGUGAAGAGCUACGAGGAUGGGCGGGCGAAGUUCUUGAAAAGGUGUCAGGAUGAUGACACCGAGAGCAAACAGUUGAGAGGCGUCUGGAUGCUGAAGGAGUUUGGUGGCUUGCUGGGCGAGCUCGCACAGGAGCACAGCGUAGCAGGAACUCUUCGCCAGCGAAUGGACGUCACAGACCAAAACGAGCUGGCUGUCUGCCAAGAGCAGACAGCACAGAGGCUCAAAAAGGCCGGUGAAAGGCUGGCAACCGAAAAGGCCAUGCUCGACCAAGGCAUGGAAAACGCCUCGGUGCCGGGACUGCAUGUCGCCCGAGACCUCGAUCAGCUCAAGCAGGAAGAGGCUCUGCGAGAUCAAAGGUGGAUGGAAACGGUGCUGGAGAAGCAACAAGCCGACAAGGAAAGGCAAGAGAACAAGGACAAGAAAAAGCCCGUUAGGGCAGUGCUCUUCCUGCAGAUCAAGAAUGCCCAUGCCCGGGAGGAGACCAUGCUUGCCUCCGCACACGGCAAGCAGCAGGAAGCCUUCACCGGCCUGAGAGAAGAGACUCAGGCAAUGAUGGCAGAGGAAGACGAAGGAACAAAGAAAGAGUUCCAGUCAACAAUGGAUGCACUCGAAGAGGACUUGGGCAAGCUUCUUCAAUCCAUCCCUGAGCUCGCAGCAAACCGGAAAAUCAAGGAGGAGGAGAUGGCAACGACGGAGGACGAUGACGAGCUGCUCAACUACCUGAAGGAGGCCACGGAGGCGUGCAAGAAGGGUCCUGGGGACUGGCCACAGCUGAAGGCGGUGCCUGCGAUUGAUUUGGAGGUUUAA
This is a messenger RNA of Symbiodinium sp. CCMP2592, 1017 nucleotides long. Lineage: Eukaryota; Dinophyceae; Suessiales; Symbiodiniaceae. The record is from the annotation of a GenBank genome assembly.